Messenger RNA from Labrus bergylta (ballan wrasse), 7519 nucleotides. NCBI's taxonomy places the organism in Eukaryota, Metazoa, Chordata, Actinopteri, Labriformes, Labridae. The record is from RefSeq and is a predicted model, not a curated record.
AUGAGCACAGCUAAGCCCACGGGGAUCAAAGCGCCCAGCAAGAUAACUAAAUCUGGGACAGGAGCCCCCAAGACCAACCCCAGCACAGCAGGAGCUAAAGGUGCGUCAGACAAAUCAGCUGCAAGUGCCAGCGGAGGAGAUGACCAGAGCGGCGGCGAGAACUUCCAGGUUGGGGAUCGAGUAUGGGUGAAUGGGAAUAAGCCCGGCUACAUCCAGUUUUUGGGAGAGACACAGUUUGCCCCGGGGCAAUGGGCAGGGAUUGUACUCGAUGAGGCGAUUGGGAAAAAUGACGGGUCGGUGGCAGGGGUGCGGUACUUCCAGUGUGAAGCACUACGAGGAAUAUUCACACGUCCAUCCAAGUUGUCUCUCACUGAAGGGGAGGCUAAUGGAACUCAGACAGCACCACCCUCCCGUGCUUCAUCUCCCACUCCGUCGGUUGGUAGUGUGGCCUCACAUACACCUGCCACCAAAUCAGCAUUACCCACUACAACUGCAACCAAGAAGGCCUCUGCCGCCACACCGGCUACACCGGCUACACCGGCUACACCAUCCUCCAACCUCGCACGCACAAACAGUGAAUCUGUGUCCAACCUCUCUGAGACUGGAUCAGUGAAGAAGGGGGAACGGGAACUGAAGAUGGGCGAUAGAGUACUGGUUGGUGGUACAAAGGCAGGAGUCGUACGUUUCCUUGGAGAAACAGAUUUUGCAAAAGGCGAGUGGUGCGGAGUGGAGUUGGAUGAGCCCUUAGGAAAGAAUGAUGGGGCAGUUGCAGGCACAAGAUAUUUCCAGUGCCAGCCCAGGUAUGGCUUAUUUGCUCCUGUGCACAAAGUCACACGCAUUGGCUUCCCUUCCACCACACCAGCCAAAGCAAAAACAACAGUACGGAAAGUGGUGGCCACACCGACGGGGCUAAAGCGCAGCCCUAGUGCCUCCUCCAUCAGUACCAUGAGCUCUGUGACAUCAUCAGUCAGCGCAAAGCCCAGUCGCACAGGCCUGUUAACAGAGACAUCGUCACGCUACAAUCGUAAGAUUUCGGGCACCACGGCCCUGCAAGAGGCUCUGAAGGAGAAGCAGCAGCACAUUGAGCAGCUGAUGGCUGAGAGGGACAUGGAAAGAGCAGAGGUUGCCAAGGCGACCAGCCAUGCCGGAGAGAUGGAGCAAGAAAUCGGCCUUCUCAGAGUCGAUCAGGAGCAGAUGGAGGCUAAGAUGGACCAGUUACGUGCCUUGGUAGAAGCUGCAGACAAAGACAAAGUGGAGCUGGUGAAUCAGCUGGAGGAGGAGCGUAGGAAGGUGGAGGACCUUCAGUUCCGCGUAGAGGAAGCUUGCAUUACCAAAGGAGACCUGGAGACGCAGACCAGACUGGAGCAUGUCCACAUUAAGGAGCUUGAACAGAGCCUGCUCUUUGAAAAGACCAAAGCUGAGAAACUCCAAAGAGAGUUAGAAGACACUAGGGUUGCAACAGUGUCAGAAAAAUCCCGCAUUAUGGAGCUUGAGAGGGACCUUACACUGCGAAAAAGAGAAGUAGCUGACCUGCAGCUGCGUCUCGGCACCCAGCAGGGCUCUGAAGACUCAAACGCGGCUCUGUCUCCCCUUCUGGAAGAGAUCACCUCUCUGAGGGAUCAGCUGGCUUCCCAAGAAGUCAAGCAGCAAGAAGAGCUGGCUAAAUAUAAGGAGAAGCUAGAAGGUCAAGAAAAGAGCCACGCUGAGGCUGUCGCCCAAAUUCAGGCUACAUCUGUAAAGAUCUCUGGUGAUAAGGAGCAGCUGCAGAUGCAGUUAAGUCAAGCUGAGAAGGAGAAUGCUGAAAGUAUUGAUCAGUGGCGGUCCAAGUUGGAGUCUGCUGUCGCCUCUCACCAGCAAGCCAUGGAGGAGCUGAAGUUGUCUUUCAGCAAAGGUGCAGGAGCUCAGGCAGAAGAACUUGUAGAAACUAAGAGUGCUCUAGAGAAGCUGAAGUUAGAACACCAGUUGGCUCUAGACGAGGCUGGAUCUAAACAUCAAGCUAGUGCUGCUGCUUGGACUCAGGAGAAGCAGGCGCUGAAGGCACAGCUGCUGUCUUUGACUGAGGACAAGGAGCGACUGGAGGACUCACUGCGGUCCAGCGUGGACAAAACCGAAGAGCAGCACCUUGUGGAGAUGGAGGAUGUUCUCGGGAAGCUUCAUGCUGCUGAAAUUAGGGUUAAGGAGCUUGAGGAGAAAGAAGCGAAAUCAGCGCAGGAGGCCCAAGAUAAGGAGAAAGAAACCAAAGAGCAGAUUGCAGAAAUGGUGGCUCUGCGCAGUCAGGUAGCACAAGGUAACCAGGAGGUUGAGACCCUGAAGAGUCAGUUAGGGGCGGUUCAGAGCCAGGGAACCAACCAGGAUGCAAAGGUGAGUGAAUUGAGCUCUCAGCUGGAGAGCAGACAGCAGGAAGCGCUCUCUUUACAGAAGAGUCUGACCACCACCCAGCAGGAGAAGGACUCCCUGGAACAGGAGCUCGGAGGCUUGAAACAAAAGCUGACUGAAAGCACAGAGCAGCAGACUAGUUCAUCUAAAACUAUGCAAGAAACACUUGAGAAGCUCAGUAAGAAAGAGGAGCAGUGCACAUCCCUGACCACAGAAUCCGAGUCUCUCAGGAGUCAACUUUCUGGGCUGGAAAGGAAACUGAAGGCCGCAGAUGAAAAGCUUGAGCAGCUAUCAAAGGACAAAAGCAAGCUGGAAAAUGACAUUUCAGACAUGAUGAAGGCAACUGGUGAUAGUUCAGUACAGCUGACCAAAAUGAAUGAAGACCUCAAGCUGAAAGAAAGGAGGCUUGAGGAGUUACAGAGUCAACUGUCAGAGGAGAAGGAGAACGUGGCACGCUUGGAUGAACAACUCCAGCAGGAACAAUCUCGCAAGGAGCAGGAGCUGAAAGACAUCAGAGAAACUCAGUCUGAAAGAAGCAGCCUUCAGGAGAAGAUCACAAACUUGGAGAAUACUGUUAAACAGAGUAAGACUCAGGUUGAGGAGCUUAAGGCCUCACACCAGAAAGCGACCUCUGAAGCCUCCGAGCUCCACGUGAAGGAACUUGACGUGCUGAAUGGUCAGGUUGACAAGUUGAAGCAGGAGCUCACCUCCUCAAAGAACAAAACCCAGGAGCUGGAGAAGUCGGUGUCUGAGCUUCAGACAUAUAAGGAAAAAGCUCAGUGUCUUUCUGCUGAGCUUGACUCCUCCAAGCAUGACGUUGAACAUUUGCGCAAAAAACUGGAAAACCAGAGUCUAGAUCUGGAAAAAAGGUGUAAGGAGAUUGAGGAUGUUAAGGCAGAGAAAGACAAUGUGAAGAAACAGCUCUCAGAUUUGCAAACGAAGCUCUCUGCCCUCGAGAAAAGUCACCAGGAGCUUUCAGUCCGAAAUGAAGAACUCAUAUUAACCAGAGAUAAGCUAUCCAAAACUCAGGAGGAACUACUCGCCGACAAAAAGCGGUCAGAUGAAGAAAAGGUUUCUUUGGACAAGGAGCUUGAGAAGCUCAAAAGUUGUCUUCAGGAGGUGCAGACUGAAAACAAAAAACUGAAACAUGUUGAAGGUGAACACCAGGCCCAGAUUGAGGAGCUUCAAAGCAAAAAUGCAAAGAUUGAAGACUCGCUGCUAAAGCAUCAACAGGACAUCAAGCAAAUUGAGGCUAAAAAUAAGCAACUCCUUGAGGACUAUGAAGAUUCCUGCAAAGAGAGGAGCCGCCUUGAAGAAGAUCUCAAUGAAAGCAAGUCGAAGCUCACGUGUGAGAAGGACAAUCUCAUUUUAGAGAGAGAUUCUGCCAGAAAUGCAAAGAAAUCUCUUGAUGCAAAGAAUGCUAAGUUGCAGGAAAAGAUUAAAUCCUUGAACUUAGAAAAAGAAGAUCUCACGAUGAAGAAUACCCAGCUGCAGGCUCUCACAGAAACACUGACUAAAGAGAAGUCAGAGAUGUCCAAUGAAAUCAGUGCUGCUGCGUCGGAUAUAAAGAGCCUGGAGACCCUGAAGGAGGAACUCCAAAACAAGGUCAGUGCCACAAAGAAAGAUUUGGAGAGCUCCGCCCGUGAAUGUGAAGAACUCAAAGCCUCAAAAAUGAGCUUGACCCAGAUGCUGGAGGAGUUCAAGACAAGCAGCCAGGUGACUGACUCUGAGAGGCUUCACCUUCUGCAGGAGAAAGAGAACCUACUUGCAAUCCAGAGAAAAGUCUGCAUUGAGAAGGAAGAGCUCCUCAGUGAGGUAAAAGACAUAAAAGAGAAGCUACAAGCCACAACACAACAGUUGUCUCAGUCCAAUGAGAAAUUUAAAGAAGCACUUUCAUCUUUCGAAGAAGAGAAGAAGACUUUUCAGCAGCAGAAUUCUCAAACGGAGAUGGCUCUUCAUGCUGUGAGAAAAGAAAAGAUGAGCUUGGAUUCAGCACUAGAGCAGCAGAAGAUGGAUUACGAGCGUUUGGCAGGAGAGAAGGCAGAACUAGAAGAGAAGCACACAAAAAUCAUAUCUGAAAAAACUGCUCUUUCUCUCGAGCGGGAUAAACUAGCUAGUGAUAUCCGAAACACCAAGGACCAGUUGGACAGUUUCUCCAAAGCGAACGCUGUCUGUAAUCAAGAACAGUCUAAUUUAACAACAAUGCUGGAAGAGUCAAAACGACAACAAGAAGAGGUGGAAGCAGCGAUCACGUCUUUGAAGCAAGAAAAAAGGGACCUACAAAAUGAACUGCAGAAACAAAAAUCGAAUAUUGACAUUCUUGAAAAAGACAAAACUGACCUGGUUCAAGAGCAGACAAAACUGAAAAAGGAUUAUGAGAAGUCUCAUUCAGAAUUUGUUCAACAGGUUGAAAACCUCACAAACGAUUGUCAACGUCUGCAAACACUGCAGACUGAAGCCGAACAGAAAGUUCAGUCGUCGCAGAAAGAGAACCAGACACUGCUGCAGGAGAUCCAGGAGUUAAAAAGUCAGACUGAAUCAGUGUCAGAGGCCAAGGUCCUUCUGGAGACCCAGUUAAAGGCUGAGUCUGGUGAAAGGAGUAAAGUGAUGUCUGACAAGGAUGGUCUUUCCAAACUAACUGAAGAGCUGCAGAAAAAGUUGUCCAAUGUCACGCAAGAAAACAAAGAGAUCUCGUCCAACCUGAAGAAUGUUGAUGAGCAGAAGAAGUCUCUGGUGGCCGAUAUGGAGGCAUUGAAAACACAACUAAAGCAGCAAGAAGAAGACGGUCGUCAGAUGACAGUAGAUAAAGAACAGCUGCUGUCGAAGCUCGAGGAGAUGGGCAAACAGAUGAGCUCCCUGACCGCAGAGAAGAAGGACCUCUUAGCCGGAAGAUGUAAAUUGGAGCAAGACAUUUCCUCUAUUCACCAAAAUGAAGAAAGCUGGCUCUCCGAACGCUCUAGACUCCUAGGAGAGAUAGAAAAGUUGCAUGCUAGCCAGAAACAACUAGAGGCUGACGUCAACCGAUACAAGGAUGAGUUUGCAGAGCAGCACAACAAUAAUGCAGAACUUCAUGCAAAGAGAGACGUCUGCGAGACGGAGAGAAAUGAAGCCAUCCAGCAAGUUGGGCAGCUCGAAUCCAAACUAAAAAAUGCCAUUUCUAUGCAGCUUGAGGCGGUAGAGGCCUCUGGCAAGACUGCUGAGGCUCUCGAACAGCUGACAAAAGAGAAAUCCAGUUUGAUGCAGGAGAAGAACAAAGCUGAGUCGAUGCUAAAGGAGCUGAGGAGCUCUAAGCAGGAGGUGGAGACUCAGCUCAAACAACUGAAGGAAGAGAAUUCAAAGUACCAAGAAGAUCUGAAUGUAUCGAAAGAGCAGCUUUGCACCGAAACUCAGAGGACAAAGAGUCUGUGCCAGGAGAUCGAGGAGCUCAAAGAAGCCGUUUCUGUGAAGACACAGUCCCUGCAGUCGCUGCAAGACGACAACAGCAAGCUGAUGCAGGAAGUGGACAGCAAACACAAAGGCCAGAGUGAUGUCAUCAAGCUCAAAGAUGAGCACUCCAAACUCAAGAAACAGCUGAAAGAGAUGAAGCAAAGCCUGCCACAUAACGCCUUCAGUGAGAGCACCUUGAAGGAGAAGUUUGACAAGGAGAAAGGCGCCCUCCAACAGUCCAUCAAUAAAAACAGUGCCUUAGUAUCAGAGAAGGACCAGCAGGUGGAAAACCUGAAGAGUGAGCUGGCUGUACUGCGAGGGGAAAGUGCCUCCGUUAAAACUCUGCAGGGUACAAUCCAGGCCUUGGAGCAGGACAAGGCUAAUCUACAGGAGCGAGUCCAGAGACUGGAGAAGGACCUGAAAUCAGGCCCUGAAAACACUAACAAGUCCUCAGGUGAUGCAGUUUUGGACCAACUAAGGGAAGAUAAAGAGACUGCAGAGAGUCAGGCAGCGAUUGAGUUCCUGAAUUCAGUCAUCGUCGAUCUCCAGAGAAAGAACCAGAAGAAGGAAAAACUGGAGAAAAUGGCUGAAGCUGCUCUCAACGGCAAUAAUCCAAGUGAGCUGGACAACUACGAUAGCCAUGACAAAGAACCUGUGAAGAAGAAGCUUCCCCCGAGGCUGUUCUGCGACAUCUGCGACUGUUUCGACCUCCAUGACACCGAGGACUGUCCCACACAGACGCAGAUGCCCGACUCCCCCGAACACAGCACCUUCCACGGCACCAAGGGCGAAGAACGGCCCUACUGCGACAUCUGUGAGGUCUUCGGCCACUGGACCGACUCGUGCAACGACGACCAGACCUUCUGAAGCCCUUUCCCCCCCCCCCCUCCCCACCCUCGCUCGCACAAUCAAUAUAUUUGCACAUCGUCUUCCAUCAUGCAGUGCUUUUUGGGGGUUUUUACGUGUGUGUUUGGUGUGCUUGUUUUUGCCAAGCGUCAUUAUCGUCCACGCCAGUCCUUAAGCGCUCUUACAGGAAAACAGUCACAUUACAAUCUCUUUUCAGUCAUCCAAUACAAAUAACACACAGCUGUGAGCGCUCUGUAUGCGUUAUUGUACAAUACUUGAGAAGAGAAAUGUUUGAUAUCCUGGUUUUGUGUGAGUGAUGACUUACUGUUGGUGGGUGCACAUCGUGGGAGAAGCGGCCGUCUGUUUCAGAUCUUUUAAUUUAUCAGAACCCCGACAUUGUUUGCAUAGCUUGUUGGGGGAAUUGCAAAGAAAAUAAAGUAUCAUACAAGGUGUUUAUUUCAAACUGUAAAUGAUUGAGUGGAAAACAAAUGUCAGUUCGCGCAACAAAAAAGGUGAGCCAUAGUUUAUUUUUUUAAGCCUGGAAAUAUUAUGUACUCUUUGAAGCUUUGAUAGGAUGUGUGUCUUUUUGUGAAUGUUCAAGGGGAGAGAAACACAGGGCUAUGUGGCUUUAAGAGGAACUUUUUUUAUGGUCUCUCUAUGAAGGAAGUGCUGGAUGAUCGGGGGGGAGAAUUUGAGCACUUGACACUUCCUGUAACCCCUCAGUUUCCAGUUAAAGGGCCUUUCCUAAAAGUUUCUUUGCGAUGAAAGACAAUUUGUGUAAGAAACGGUUGAAUACUACGGCAUUUCUUCAAAACGUUUUGAAUAUCUGUAAAGAAAUAAAGGAAUUUAUGUAUAAAUUAAAUCAAAUCUC